GUCAAUUCCAACAUGGAAAGGAUUGCACUGAGGUUGCAUGGUAUUACAUCAACCAGAGACCCUGUGCUAACAUAAGCGAUAUGAUUUACUGACUCAUCCCACAGUAUUUUCUCGAUGCAUUGUAACCCGAGCAAAAUCAGAAAUCAGCGUGCAGUGACAAACAGCUCCCUGGAGAUCUGGCUAACACUAUGGACUGUUUAGAAAAUGAGUUCUACAGUAACAGGGGCAACUGCACUCCAUGCAAGCAGUGCCCACCUGGCCUGGAGCUCUCACAGGAGUGUGGUUUUGGGAGUGGAGGCGAUGCGCACUGUGUGAGCUGCAGCCCCUGCUGCUAUAAGGAUGAGUGGGGACACCGGGGCUGUAAGCGCUGCCAGUCCUGCAAGCUCAUUUACAGACUGCAGAUAUCCAACUGCACAGCCGAGAGGAACGCUGUGUGUGGAGAAUGCCUGCCAGGGUUUUACAGUAAAGCGAGGAUUGGUGGACAGCAGGAUGUGCAAUGCAUCCCCUGUACUGGUCAGACUCCACCCAGCGAACUUCAAUGCAGUACAAGAGUUCAGAUCAUGAAGGUUUCAGGUUCAGCAGCACCCCCUCCUGACACGGCCGUAGCUGCUGUUGUUUGCAGUGCACUUGUUACCGUGGCGAUUGCUGUGAUGAUUCUGUCAUUUCUGUACUGUAGAUGCACCUCCGUUGGGAGCUGCGUUCAAGCGUUUCUGAGGUCCUGCAAUGCUGAUUGGAGUGAGCGUGGUGAAGCUGUUGCUACUGAUGAACCCAGAGAGACUGUGAUGCAGAAUGCAGCUGGGGAGCUCAGCCCUGGGGUCAAGGACACACUGGAGCCCACAGGCCAGCCUGUGGACGACUCCCCUGCCAGUUUGAGGUCCUGCAUGGAGGCGUGUGCAUUCCCAGGGAACCCUGCCAAGACCGUGGAGCCCAAGCCCCAAUGUGUGAGCAGCUUAUCAGAAACCCAGCCACUGAUCAGAGACUCCACCUGCAGCACCUGCUCGUCGGAGAGCUCCUCCAGCUCCAGGAACAGUGCGGAGCACUCCCCAGAGCAGCCCCAAGAGGCAGCUUCACUCAAUGGGUACUGUGCAUUGGAGCAGGAUGGGAGAAGACGGCAUGCUCCUGUGGAGUGCACCGAGUUAGACUUCCAGGGCUGUGCUGCUCGUUCUGAAGAAACGAGGGCUGGAGACACAGCAGGGCAAGCCCAGCCAGAGGCCCCUUCCGGUGGCAGCCUACCGGAGAAGGAAAUCAGGGGACCCCCUGCCAACAUUUCCCAAACCACUACCAGCUGCAUGAGAGGCGAGGAGGAAAUCCUCCGCUACGGCUGUGCAAGCGCUUGCCACGUCCCGCAGAACUGCACCAACAUGGCUUUUGAUGUUCAGAACAUGGUGAGAAAGAGUUGUACAGUCACACAAGGACUUCACUUGGGGCGUCUCCCUCCGGUGCUGAUCGAGUCUCUGUCUCUGAAGCUGGACCCAUCGUUCCCGGGCGUAAAGAACUACAGGCAGCUGGGUCUGGAGCUGGGGGUGCCAGCGGAGGUGAUGGACAGCGUCAUCGGGUUUGAGCAUGUGUUUAGCUACCUGUCCUCCAGCACCCUGACCACAGUGCCCGACCUGGUGCACGCCUUCCAUCGCCUGCAGAGGUUCGACGCCUUGUUCCUGCUCUGCGAGUACUCCACUCAGAUCCAACACAAUGUGUGUGCGCAUUAACCGACCAGAAAGCAAACCCAGGAUGCACUUUCACUGAAGUACUGUCAAACCAAACCCUGCAAUAGUUUUUUUUUUCUUUCAUUAACAAGAAAUAAGCCGUUGUUUAGUGCUGGGAAUCCAGAUUUAAGAGAAAUUAUGCAUUAGCACACUACUGCCAAACAAAGCACUUUGGGUCUGGUUUUGCAAGGCUGGUGAAGAGGUUACUUUAGGGGUAAGACCAGUUAUAUCACACUAUACUUAUAUCAAGUAUUUUAUUAUUUUUUUUGUUAACAUUUUCAUCAUCUCAUCUUUUGAGCUGAUAUUCCGAGCUUGAUGUGUUCAAUCUUUGCAUCAGUUUUCAAUCCGUAAAAAUACUAAAAAGCUAUGAAGAUGCUUCUGUUACAGAUAUCACUGACUCCUGCUGGCAGGCUUAGGUAAUACCAUAGAAUCCUUGUAACUGCUUGUUGAAACAGAACUGAUCCUCUCGUACAUUGAGGGUGCCAGUUAGUGGACAGUCCCCAGCAGUUUCUCGUAACCGGCUUUGCAAAACCAGGCUGUGUCUUACAAGCUUCAGUUUCCUGUCCCAGUCGGAUCAUUGCCACCAAGAAAGGUGUUGAUAGUAUUGAGGUCUUCAUACCUAGCAGCUUAGGAACAUUUAUACUAAGAGGCGCAACAUUUUGGCAAAUCUCCUCCAAGUGCCACCCCCAACACAAAUACCUUUAGUGUAAACUCUUAGUCCUUGCUGCUGAGUCAGCGCUACUUCUUUGCUCCCUAUUCCUGUAGGGAUAAACUGAUGAGAUCAUUUGGUGUUACUGGAGGCUCACCCGGAAGCUCUCUGGUUUCUCUGAAGGGUGUUAACUGUACAGUAUUUCAAGUGCUCUCCAGCUGGAUCAGUCCUCAGCGCCGCAGGCAGCUCUCUCUGCUGCUGGCUCACACUUCGCAUCACACUUCAUCACGACCUGUAAAAGGCCUGGGAGGUUUGUCCAUUUAAGUAUAAUGGCCUGUCAGCAUCUUGCCUGUCCUUGUAUAUGCGUGCUGCUUUUGAAACUGCAUUAAAUACUCACAGGACAGUUUGACUGAUGUAAAUGUUGAAUCAUUAGAAUAGGGGGUGUUUAGAUAAGGGAAUAAGCAGACCUCUUGUAAAUUACAUCUUUUUUUUAAUAGAAUUAGAAUGAAUUGUGUAUUUAAUGGAAGUUAUGUUUAUUUUGUGUCAUCUGACCUUCAAUUUUCAAAGUUUAAUUGAAGGGAUAAUUUACAGCCUCACUUAGUGUAAAGCUACUGUCAAGUUCCAGCACAGAACUGACUCCAUUUCAAGCAGUUUGAGGUGAAUUAGUUGCAGAGUACAGCUAAGACUUGACAGAGGAACCUCAAAAGGAUGCAGAUCACUUCACAGAACUUGAAUUUCAUCCCGAUAACUACAUCGUGGUGAAUUUAAAACAUUUGCAUUUAAUACGAUGAAUUUUGUAUGAGCCAAGAAACCCUAAAUCCAAAAGCAGACAUGCAAUUCAACCAGGGUAUUGGUUUAGUUUAGGUCAAUCAGUAUGUACAGCUGCCUGGUAAAUAAAGGGGACAGUAUUAGACUGAUCAAUUAGCCCUUUUAUUUAGUAUUAAGGGACGCUGAGAACUUUCUUUUCAUCAGGUGUACAUUUCGAUUUCUUUUGCUAAAAAAUCUAAUUGUUAUUUUGCUUGGCAAAGCAAACCAUACAGAAUCAUUUCUCUGCUGUUACAUUGUAGGGCCCUCAUUUGGGUUCAUCAAUAAGUAACUGAUAAAAAGUGUAUUUCUUGUGCCAAUUUGGCUGUCUUUAAUGAAUGGUAUGUAAAGGAUUUUUGUUAAACUUUUUUUGUACCAUUUUUUUACACUACUAGUGAAUACUUAUUUUUAGACAGUUGCAGCUGCAAAAAAAGGGUAAGAGUAUUGCUAUUGUCUUUAAAGUUUUCUUUAGAUUUACAUUAAAGGUUUUUCUUUUUUUUGGUAUGUUUGUUUGUAUGGGAUUUUACAUGUGAAACAGCUGUAGUUUUCUUUUCAGUCAUUACUGUGUAAUAUUGACUUUUUGUAUUUGUAUAAAUGUGUUGCUGCAUUGUAAUGCUCUUGUAAAGCAUGUUAAAAUGCUGGAUGAUUGUGUAUGUUUUAAUAAAUAAAAGUCCAGUGCUAUA
Molecule: messenger RNA, 3839 nt
Organism: Acipenser ruthenus (sterlet)
Lineage: Eukaryota; Metazoa; Chordata; Actinopteri; Acipenseriformes; Acipenseridae
Product: tumor necrosis factor receptor superfamily member 27-like
Exons: 9
Coding region: 189-1706 (505 amino acids)
Biological process (GO): positive regulation of JNK cascade; positive regulation of canonical NF-kappaB signal transduction
Cellular component (GO): plasma membrane
Molecular function (GO): signaling receptor activity; protein binding
Source: RefSeq, a predicted model, not a curated record